CGCAGCGCGUUUAGUCCCUAUAAAAGCCAGAGCACCGAUCGUUGUCAGUACUAGUUCACAUUGUUCCGCAUCCGAAACGCACUACGAAAAUGUUCAAGGUGGUAGCUCUGAUCGUCAUGGCCGCGGCCUGCGACGCCGUCCUAUUGGGAUACGAUGGAUACGGACACGGUGGUUACGGUGCUCUGGCUGAUGGUUACGCAGGAUAUCCAGGAGUUGCAGGAUACGCAGGAUACGCAGGAUACGCAGGAUAUGGCGCGGGACAUGCAGUUUCCCAUGCAGGUCUUGUCGGACCCGCCGUCGUUCCCGUUGCUAAAGUUGGAUAUGGUUACGGAGGAUACGGACAUGGAUAUGGCCACGACGACUCCCACGACCAUUACGCCUACCCUAAAUACGCCUUUGACUAUGGCGUCCACGAUCCUCACACGGGUGACGUCAAGAGUCAACACGAGGUCCGCGACGGAGACGUCGUCAAGGGUUCCUACAGCCUGAACGAGCCCGACGGCACCGUGCGCGUCGUCGAUUACACGGCCGACGACCACAAUGGAUUCAACGCGGUGGUCAAGAAGAUUGGCCACGCCGUUCAUCCAGCGCCCCUUCCAGCUGUCAAAUACGUUACGCCGGUUCUUGCCAGUCCCGAACACGGCUACGGAUACGGAUACGACAAGCACUAUUGAGCCGCCAUGACGACGUCGUCUUGACCCACUGACUAUGUACAUACCUUUGCUACCAAUCGAAUAAACCUACCCUCGUUAAGGAAA
Molecule: messenger RNA, 758 nt
Organism: Cephus cinctus (wheat stem sawfly)
Lineage: Eukaryota; Metazoa; Arthropoda; Insecta; Hymenoptera; Cephidae
Product: cuticle protein 19
Exons: 3
Coding region: 90-674 (194 amino acids)
Cellular component (GO): extracellular matrix
Source: RefSeq, a predicted model, not a curated record